GGACACUUGUGUGACGUCACGUCGGUUAGCUCACUCGAGCGCAGCGUCGGUAGCGGUCGCGUCUUGCGUUGUUCUUUUUUCAAUAUUCGUUGUGCUUCCAGGGCCGCCGCAUCCCGACCUUUUCGCACCAUGAACGGCUUAGACGUGGCUCCGCAGACGUUUCUUUACGGUUGUGUGCUUGAAUCAGGAAAGGAAGUGACGUUCAAUCCCAAGGGGGAUGGCUUCGAGCAUCAGCUCGAUCUACGGAUGGCGUGUGCUGACCCGGCCACGAAAAACGAACUUCACCUGGUGGAGGUGGAAGGACACGACUCCGAGGGCCAGAAGGUGACUGCGACGCUGGUUUCGCUCAACCCCGCCACCCUGCCGAGCGUGUCUCUCGGGGGUUUCACCAUCAUUCCACCUGCAGUUUUCCGUCUGACAUCCGGUUCUGGUCCCAUCCAUAUCAGUGGGCAGCACCUCGUCUUGAUGGAGUCCGAUCAGUCCCUUGAGGAUGACGAGGAGGAUGAUAUUGAUGAUGACGAGGAGGAGGAAGAGGAACAAGAAGCUCUCAAAGCAUCAAAGAAAAGACCUGCCGCCUCUCCCGUCACCAAGUCUCAGAAAAAAAAGAAGAUGGAAUUUGAUGCGGAAGAAGAGGACGACGAUGAGGAUGAUGAGGAUGAUGAUGAGGAGGAAGAAACUCCCGCUAAGCAGGCCAAGCCCGCGAAAAAGUCCGCUCAGAACGGGAAAAGCCCAAAAGCCACCACUCCGUCCACAAAACAGGUGAAGACCCCCAAACAGAAAGCGGACAAAUCACCUAAAAACCCAGCAACACCCAAGGAAACUUUAACGCUUCCUGAGAUCCAAACAAAGAUGACUGAGGCCAUCAAGAAGGGAAUAAUGCUGCCCAAAGUCCAGGCCAAAUUUGAGAACUUUGUGAAGAAUUCUUAUAGAGUUACUGAUUCCAAGGUUAUUGCUGAGCUGUGGAAGUGGAGACAGACUGUGGCAGACGCAAAAUAAAUGUAAAGGUCUUCGGCCCCCUUCUUAUCGGCCCCUCAUCGCCAACGCGGUUUUGUUUACUUUUAAGGUUGGGCAUCUUUGAGCAAAGGAUAUUGCUACAUGCCCGUGACAUCGUCAGAGGAUGCAUCGCAGUAACAUGAUGCCGUUUCCGUCGUAAUAUUCUCGGGUUUGAAAGCUAACGUAACACGGGGAUAAGAGAGACGUUGGCACCUGUUCCAGUGAAGAUAGUUCCAAGUUCCCAAUAAAGAUAUUUGUAUAACCUCUGAA
Syngnathoides biaculeatus (alligator pipefish) is the source of this 1263-nucleotide messenger RNA. It is a transcript of the gene npm1a, whose product is annotated as nucleophosmin 1a. Gene Ontology annotation, biological process: ribosomal large subunit biogenesis; ribosomal large subunit export from nucleus; regulation of centrosome duplication. Lineage: Eukaryota; Metazoa; Chordata; Actinopteri; Syngnathiformes; Syngnathidae. The record is from RefSeq and is a predicted model, not a curated record. The transcript is spliced from 12 exons. Bases 130 to 996 code for a protein of 288 amino acids. Gene Ontology annotation, cellular component: centrosome; nucleoplasm; nucleolus. Gene Ontology annotation, molecular function: chromatin binding; histone binding; RNA binding.